AUGGCCAGCCUGGUGGUUCAGAACAGCAGCCUGGCCGACCCGCGCCCGGCGGUGUACAGCCGCACCAGCCUGCGCCUGACCAUCACAACCGGCGGCGGCCACCCGGUCACAGCCGACCCUGCCAUCUCCUCGCCGCCGCACUUCCAGCUGGAGGCCGCCGACGGCAGCCUGCUGCUGAGCAUGUCGAGGGAGCACUGCCAGCUGCACGCGCGCUUCCACGGCGCCUGCCUCAUCGCGCGCUGCACCGGCCCGCCGCAGCCGUGGAGCGCCAGCGGCCUGGGCCCAGAGGGCUUUGCCGCAGCCGUGCCUGCAGCCCUCACCGGCCUGCACUGGUUUGUGCACUCCCUGGCCACGCCCAUGCGCUUCUCGCUCUGCCAGCCGGGCGUGCCCGUGGUGCACGGCGCGGCGGUGGCACACUUUGAGAAGAACUGGGGCAGGAGCUUCCCCAGCGCCUGGAUCUGGGCGCAGGGCCUCAUAACCCUCUGGGACUUCCACCCAUGGAACUCGAUCUUCACCGCUCAGAGUUCGCCCUGCCCCAGCGACACAACACUGCUGCUCACCGCCUCCCAGCCGCUGACCCGGCGGGGCGUGGAGGUGCAGAUCAGAGCGCGGCGCAGCAGCUUUGCUGAGGUAGAGUGCCCCACCCGCGAGGGCUUCCGGCCCUUCUCUGAAGAGUCCUUCACCGCCGCCGCCACAGUACGCCUGUUUGAGUACCGCAUCGGCGGCAGCGAGCGCGGCGGGGUGCAGAAGCAGCUGCUGGAAGCGUUCGAGUUCGAGGGCGCUGCUCUGGAGUUUGGCGGGGCCGCACGCUGCCACCACACGGACGCCGGGGUUGCGCUGGAGGCGGCGGCGGCAUGA
Molecule: messenger RNA, 858 nt
Organism: Chlorella variabilis
Lineage: Eukaryota; Viridiplantae; Chlorophyta; Trebouxiophyceae; Chlorellales; Chlorellaceae
Exons: 6
Coding region: 1-858 (285 amino acids)
Molecular function (GO): tocopherol cyclase activity
Source: RefSeq, a predicted model, not a curated record